GCGCGCUCUCUCUACAUCUUCUGCUGCUUCAGUCCCUGCCUUCCCUCUUUCUUUUCUCCCCCUCUUCGUCUCUGCACUCAUUCUCCCCUGCCCAUCUCCUUUCGUUAGCUCGUAUCCUCUCCUCCAUCUCUCCGUUUCGUCUUUUUUUGUCUCUCCCCUCAUCGAUACGAACGCGAUCCCUCUCCUCGUCCUUUCCUCGUUUGCUAAAUCCUGAAGGCAGACCUCUCUUAUUCUCUCUCUCUCUCUCUCUCUUUCCGUCCCUCCCCCUUCCUCUUUACGUUUUCCCCUCCCUCCAUACUCCUUUUUCCUCAAUGCUUAAGUCAGUUAAAAGAGAUACACUGAAGAAAAGAGGGGCGAACGUCGGGCGCUGAGAGAGAGACAGAGAGAAGGAGAGAAGCUGGAGGGAGAGAGGGGAGAGGGGGGAACGGGGGUUUGGAUACAUCUCCACCUGUCUUCUCUCUGCCAUGGACUGCCUCUGCAUAGUGACCACAAAGAAAUAUCGGUAUCAGGAUGAAGAGACUCCGCCCUUGGAGCACAGCCCCGCCCACCUGGCUCACAGCAAGAGUGCUGAGAUGCUUCACAUGAGCGAUAAGAACCUGGCUGCCAUGGACUCCAUGCACAGUUAUGCCCCACACACACACAUCUCACCAAUUAAGCCAGUGUUGCUGUCCUCUGGUCAAACCCCUCUGUACACCUCUGCGGUCUCCACACUGGCGAACUCUCCACCAGUAGUGGUAAAUACAGACACACUGGAUGGCUCACCUUAUGUCAAUGGAGCGGAAGGAGAGAUUGAAUAUGAAGAGAUUACGUUGGAAAGGGGGAACUCUGGGCUAGGUUUCAGUAUCGCUGGAGGGACUGAUAACCCUCAUGUUGGAGACGACCCCAGCAUCUUCAUCACCAAGAUCAUUCCAGGAGGAGCCGCUGCACAGGACGGGAGGCUCAGAGUAAAUGACAGUAUUCUCUUUGUGAAUGACGUCGAUGUUCGGGAGGUGACCCACAGUCAGGCGGUGGAGGCCCUCAAGGAGGCAGGCGCUAUCGUCAGACUCUAUGUAUUACGCAGGAAACCCCUCGCUGAGAAAGUCACCGAAAUCAAGCUCAUCAAAGGGCCAAAAGGGCUAGGCUUUAGUAUAGCGGGUGGUGUGGGGAACCAGCACAUCCCUGGAGACAACAGCAUUUAUGUCACAAAGAUCAUCGAGGGGGGAGCGGCUCAUAAGGACGGGCGACUACAGAUCGGUGAUAAGAUACUGAUGGUGAAUAACGUGUGUUUGGAGGAUGUGAUGCACGAAGAUGCGGUGGGCACACUGAAGAACACAGCAGAGGUGGUCUACCUCAGAGUGGCUAAGCCAAACAACCUGUUCCUUACCAGCUACAACCCACCAGACCUCACAAGCACGUACUCUCCGCAUCUGGACACAGACCUUGGACAUCAAAACUUCCUGGCUUCAGAUUACCCACAAGCCCUCACUCCCACCUCACCAAGCCGCUUUUCUCCUGUGCUGCACGGCUUGAUGGGAGAUGACGACUUACCCAGGGACCCGAGGCGUGUUGUGAUCCACAGAGGAUCGACAGGUUUGGGGUUUAAUAUAGUUGGAGGGGAGGAUGGUGAGGGAAUAUUCAUCUCUUUCAUCCUGGCAGGAGGCCCUGCAGACCUGAGCGGAGAACUGCGCAAAGGAGAUCAGAUCUUAAGUGUGAAUGGCGUGGAUCUGCGGGCAGCUACACAUGAACAAGCAGCAGCUGCCUUGAAGAAUGCAGGACAGACUGUAACCAUCAUCGCUCAGUACAGACCAGAAGAGUACAGUCGGUUUGAAGCUAAAAUUCACGACCUCAGAGAGCAGCUGAUGAACAGCAGUAUGGGCUCUGGAACAACUACAUUACGAAGUAACCCUAAACGAGGAUUUUAUAUCAGGGCUCUGUUUGACUAUGAUAAGACAGCAGACUGUGGUUUCCUGAGUCAGGCCGUGGGCUUUAAGUUUGGAGAUGUGCUGCGUGUUUUGGACUGUGGAGAUGAGGAGUGGUGGCAGGCCUGCAGAGUCAGCCCACAGGGGGAUGAGGAGGAGGUCGGCUUCAUCCCCAGCAAGAGGAGGGUUGAGAGAAAGGACUGGUCGCGGUUGAAGUCAAAUGAAAGGGACCGAAGCCGAGACAGUACAGGUUCACAGGGAAGGGAAGAGUCAGUACGGAGUUAUGAGACAGUUGCACAAGUAGAAGUGCACUACGCGAGGCCGAUCAUUAUUCUGGGCCCGGUGAAGGACAGAGUAAAUGAUGACCUGCUGUCUGAGUUCCCAGACAAGUUUGGAUCUUGUGUCCCUCAUACAACACGUCCCAAGCGGGAAUAUGAGGCGGAUGGGCGGGACUACCAUUUUGUGUCAUCGCGGGAACAGAUGGAGAAAGACAUUCAGAACCAUCGUUUUAUUGAGGCGGGCCAGUACAACAGUCACCUGUAUGGAACCAGUGUUCAGAGCGUCCGAGAAGUGGCAGAACAGCAGGGAAAGCACUGUAUUCUGGAUGUGUCCGCAAAUGCAGUUCGUAGGCUACAGGCUGCACAGCUUCACCCAAUCGCCAUUUUCGUACGGCCCAAAUCACUGGAGAACGUCCUAGAGAUCAACACACGUCUAACUGAGGAACAAGCUAGGAAAGGUAUGGACCGUGCUAUUAAACUGGAGCAAGAUUUCCUGGAAUGCUUCUCUGCGAUCGUAGAGGGCGACAGCUUCGAGGAGGUUUAUCAUAAGGUGAAAACUGUGAUUGAGGAGCAGUCAGGGCCUUAUAUCUGGAUUCCCACCAGGGAGCGCCUGUGAGAGUCCACCCAGAGCCAAACCACCUCGCCCAGUCACCAUUUGGCCUGCCUGCCCUGAACUGUGGAGCUCCGACUCAUAGAAACAGAAAGAGAGAGAGGGGGAGAGAUGAAGAGAGUGAAGGCGAGGGAGAGAAGUCACAGAGACACCAGGAAAUGAUGGAGUGGAACAGCACAGGAGCUGGCCACACCGCAUCUGCCUCUCUUUUCCUCCCUUUCCUAGCUUUGUAACUUCUUUUUCUGCUUUUAACUUCCUUUCUCUGCCUUUCUCUCAGUACUUCUCUGUUUCUUUCUGGCUUUCUCUCUGAAUAACGUCCUUUCACACAGGACUGGUGAGCUAUUUUUACUCCGUCACGAACUGGGAUGCUACAAAGAAGUUUUGUAUAUUGUCAGAUUCCCUCUGGCGCUCUCCGAACAAGACAGGAAGUGGAGAGAGAUGAGCGACCGCCUUGGCUUUUACUGCAAUGAGACGUUCAAGAGCUAUUCCUGAUUAAAGGAGCUCGUUUUACAGUACUAAAGGAGAAUUUAACUGAAAUAUGAAAGUAUAUUUAUCAGUAUCAAUAAUGCGCUGAAAUCUUCAAUAUCAAAGAUAUUACGACUACUCAGAGACUGACGUUCACCCACAGUUAUCAGCAUCAAGGGCGUUUAAUUCCUUUUAGAAAUUUGAAGUGCUUGACGAGUGCUUCCUGAAAUGCAGGAAGUAUCGAGCUGGCGAAGCUAAAACGUUUGCCUCAGUCCUUCGAAUGUUCCCCUUAUUUAGUUUGCAGCUAGUUCAUCACAUUGAAUGGAUAAUAAGGAAGGAAAACGGCAAGACGCAGACUGUGACUUUCAUGCUGCACAUCAUAGAAAGCCACACGCUUGAUAUUCCGGGGUCUGUUUUCUUUGGUUUUCUUGCGCUUACAUGUAAACAUGCACAUUUAGACACACGCCAACAUAGAUUUUGUAAUGUUUGCCUUCUUCUAUUUGGAUCGUCUUGCAACAGCCAGAUUGAUGUUUUCCUUUGAGCUAAAAUUUAUUUGCUCGGUUGGAUUAUUUCCACAGCUCUCAAACACAAUGACUCCAGGCUGCUCUUUAAUGUGCAAUAUCGGGCUCUUCCAUAAUCUUCUCAUAAUGUAACAAAUUUCAGCCAUUCUUAGAUCUUGAAGUCAUCGGUAAAUUCUCAAACCGCUUCAAAAGUAAUACUUUCGCCGUUUUUUUAAACAGGAUUUCAGUUAAGAUCACAUUCAUGUGCUGAGUGGCUACGUUCACACCAUAAUCCAAUUCGUUAUAUAUCAAUUAUUGGUUUAAAUGAAUUUGUAAAAAAUAUUAUAAAUGAUAUAUUCAGUAAUUAUAUUGGGAUAUUUAAUGAUUUAUUUAUUAUCUAUUAUUUAUUUAACACCUUUCCUUCCUUCAUGUCAGUGGUUGUUUUCACUGUUCUCUGUCUUUUUCACAGCAAAGGUAAACCAAGCAUUAUAUGACAAGUAGUAGCUUAUUUUGAUGAAAUAUAACUUUCAGAUUCUUUAAAUCUCAAAUUUUUCAUUGUAGAAUAGUAGAUGUUUUGUUAGUGGCCCUUUUUUUGGAGAAUGUUUUUCUCAAAUAAGCUCAGGAUAGUUGUUAGUGAAGGCAUUGGGAAGGUGUAUGUAUUUGUGGUGUCAUCAGAAAAUACAGCACAAUCUCAUGGCAAUUUGUAACUAUUUUAUGUUUUGGUGAAUUGGUGGCUAAUUCAUAUGAGUUUGUACCAACUCAUUCAUACAAUUUUGUGUGAUCAGCCUACUGACAGUUAAGAUUUGGUGUGAUUAUUUUUCAAAAAACAAAAAACCCAAACAAAAAUAAAAAAUAAACGUACGUUUUCGUACAAUCUGCAUCGUAGGAAUUCAUACGAAAUUCCUAUUCAGCUACAAUGUGAACGUAGCCUUACUGGCCUUUCAUUCAGCCCAUCUCUAAACUCUCGGGACACACACACACACACACACACACACACAAAUACUAUCAGGAAAUUGGUGUAUUGUAUAACGUUUUAUUUUUAUGCUGUGUAUCAGAUUAUAAUGAACUCUUGUAAUCAGACCAAUGAGGCUACUUUGAUGGAUCUCAAUGGCCAGUCAGUGGACAUCAUCACACUAGUUAAUUGGUCGGUCGAUGCUUCUGCCGUCACCGAAGUGAAGAGGAUCGGGUCUUAAUGAUGCUGGAGUUUUAUUGGAAUACGAUCGUGGGUUCAUUAUGUUUGAUGAGAUAAAUUAAUGGCUGUAAUCCCAGAGAAUAAUCAUCUUAGCUAGCUAAGUUAAACAAUCCAAGCCUGCCUCCAACUAAUUACCCUUCUCAGAGCGAAAAACUCAUUUGUAAGCAAUCUUAUCCAUAAUUCUGUGAGGGUUGACAAAGCGGCCACUUCAACCUUGGCCGACAUGGGAAUGGAAGAAUGAUAAAUUGUGUUUUUUGUUUUUUUUUACCGUUUUGUGCCGUGACAGUGAUGCGGUAAAAAUCGAUACGGUGCUUUGAGCUCAGAGGGCGUCAUAUUCAAGGUCUAAAGUAAGGAUGAAAGCGAUGGUUUGUCCAGAACACGGUCCAGGGGGUUGCAUUUGAUUUAGUGAGAUUUCCUGUAAAUCAAUGCCAUGAGCAUUACUAUGGUGAUUUAUGGAAACAGUCUUUGAUUGAGACUAUUGUGAUCAAAAAAACUGGCACCGUUUGUGUCAGGGGGAAAAAAAAGAGUCUACUAAGAAGAUGAAGUGAAACACAUUUGCACUUAUUAAAGGGAAGAUUUGAUCAGACGUGAUGAACAACAGAGGGUUUCUGGUAGAAAGCAGAGGAAUGCAGAGCGAUCUGGUGGCUUGUUUACUUUCACUUAUUUCCUUUUGACUUUUUGCGUUCGAAUUUCGAUAUUUACGUGUGUUUGGAGUGCAGUGACAGUUCUUUUCUUGGCGUUAUUUUUAUUUAUAGAUUUUAUAUAAUUAUUUAAUUGUUUACUGCUCUGUUUACAUCUGGGUUUUGUGUGAAGACUGAGAUGCUUUUACUGUGGUUUCCAAAGUGGAGCUGCACACAAUCAAAUGUGAAACCUGAAACUAAAAAUUAAACUUUACUGUGAAAUUAAAUAAUAAUAAUAAUAAUAAUAAUAAUAAAGAAAGAAAAAAAAAACUUGCACGCAUACUGAUACUUUUAAAAAUGUAGCCCAUAAAUAAAUUUCCCAGAUCAUAUUAUUGGCCACAUGAGAAAUGAAAAAUAAUAGUGUAUAGUGCGGUUUGAAUGAGCUGCACAAAUGUGUGCGCACACACAUACACACACACACCACACACACAAUAUAUAUUACCAAGAGAAAUAUAUGACUUCACUCUUACUAGAAUGAGUUAUGAGUUGAAUUUAUUUAUUUAUUUAUUUAUUUGAAAGAAUCAAAUGUAUUUUAUCGAUUUGUAUUUGCCAUAACAUAUUAUUCUAAUUAUCCUGAACAGAUUUAACAUAUUGCUUUUAUUUUAAAAAAAAAGGAGAAAAAAAGAAGAAGAAUUAUGAAAAUACAACAAUGUCAUCUGAUGCAAAGUAUAUUUAAAUGAUUUAUCUUAAAAGAAAGAUUUACCAAUGACAGUGUCGGAUUAUACAAAUGUUUAAUUUCAGUGAGAUGCUUGUUGUAAAUUAGCUACAAAAAUAAUAAAACGAAUUAUGUUAA
Carassius gibelio (silver crucian carp) is the source of this 6416-nucleotide messenger RNA. Its product is annotated as disks large homolog 4. Gene Ontology annotation, molecular function: kinase binding. The record is from RefSeq and is a predicted model, not a curated record. The coding region runs from base 465 to 2792 and encodes 775 amino acids. Gene Ontology annotation, biological process: postsynaptic neurotransmitter receptor diffusion trapping; chemical synaptic transmission; AMPA glutamate receptor clustering. Lineage: Eukaryota; Metazoa; Chordata; Actinopteri; Cypriniformes; Cyprinidae. Gene Ontology annotation, cellular component: neuron projection; neuromuscular junction; postsynaptic density membrane. The transcript is spliced from 22 exons.